AAAAUGAUACAGAAUUAAUAGGCAGUAUCUAUAUAGACAACUCUUUUCUAAUAAAUGAUAAUAUCAAUGAUUUUCAUAUUGAACCAGAAAAACCAGAAAGUUCAUAUAAUAUUAAUAAAGUUGAUAAUCUAGAAACCGAUGAAUCCUUACAAGCAGAGUUGGUUGUUAGCAACAAGUCUUCUUUACUUCUUAUAAAAUGUAUUGUAAGCAAUAAAGAUUUAUAA
This is a messenger RNA of Dentiscutata erythropus, 224 nucleotides long. The record is from the annotation of a GenBank genome assembly. NCBI's taxonomy places the organism in Eukaryota, Fungi, Glomeromycota, Glomeromycetes, Diversisporales, Gigasporaceae.